AUGGUGUUUAUUACUGGUGGUCUAAAUCUGUACAUUAGCAAGCUGGUUUCGUUUGACAUGGGGAAAGAGGAGUUCAAAGAGUUUCAAGGGCCACCUGAUCUUCACCAAGACUCAGACUGCGAGAUUCGUACGUUGUACAAUGGCUCUAUUGCUCUGAUUUAUUCUCAUUCACGAGUGCCACUAGAUGCCUGGGAAUCAGCUGAGCAGUCAUCACUUGCUGUGUGGGUACUGAUGGAGGAGGAGGGAUGUUGGAUCAAGCAAUUGAGUAUCGGACUUCAUGGAAUGAUGAUACCAGCUGGGUUGUGGAAGAAUGAUGAGCUCUUUCUUGAAACUACAACUGGCCACCUGGUCUUGUAUGAUCCUAAUACCCAACUUAUUCUUAAGGAUCUCCAAAUCUUAGCCCAUAGUUCUCGUUGCCUUGACGUCCAUAUCUACACCGAAAGCCUUGUUUCAGUCCACAGGAAAGGUGACCCAGGAGAACAUAAAAAUCCAUCGGGUACCGAUUGA
Ilex paraguariensis (yerba mate) is the source of this 507-nucleotide messenger RNA. The record is from the annotation of a GenBank genome assembly. Lineage: Eukaryota; Viridiplantae; Streptophyta; Magnoliopsida; Aquifoliales; Aquifoliaceae.